Molecule: messenger RNA, 5149 nt
Organism: Pangasianodon hypophthalmus (striped catfish)
Lineage: Eukaryota; Metazoa; Chordata; Actinopteri; Siluriformes; Pangasiidae
Gene: cemip
Product: cell migration inducing hyaluronidase 1
Exons: 29
Coding region: 197-4243 (1348 amino acids)
Source: RefSeq, a predicted model, not a curated record
GUCGCGCGCACAGCUCAUACAAUAACACAUGCACGCACGCACGCGCCGGCACACGCACGCUCCGCGUUAAUCCUUCUCCCGCAGCAGUUUGGAUGACAGUUGGGGUUUUUUGCCGAGAAGCGGACAACGAUUUUUGUUCGUGCAUCCAGGUGCCUUGAAACUCUGUCUGGCCGAACUCCACUGAUAGCACUGAAAAAUGAAGAUCUGGCUUGUACUUCUUGGAGCUUUUCUGCCCAUUAUUCAGGCCGUUUGUCCAGACCAGAUGCCCGGGUUGCAGUCCUGGACUCCCGGCUUCAGCGAAUCUCACCGCGUCACCAUCGGCUACGGCCGUAAACUGCUUCUUACCUCCUCUGCCACCGUCCACUCCAUCGAGAUCCUCAACGGAGGAAAGCUUGUGAUCGCCGACACUAACCAGCCCAUCUUACUUCGUGCCAAACACAUCCUCAUUGGGAACAACGGCGAGCUGCAUAUCGGCAGUCCUGAGUGUCCAUAUAAAGGAAACCUCACCAUCUCGCUCUAUGGCAGAUCUGAUGACAUCGAUGAUGACCACAGUUAUUUUGGGAGAAAGUAUGUUGGUGUAGGAACAGGAGGGACGCUGGAGAUUCACGGUGAGAAGAAGCUGUCGUGGACGUUCCUUAACAAAACGCUACAUCCUGGAGAAGGAAAUGAAAACAGCUACUAUUUUGAGAGGAGCUGGGGCAACCGAGGCAUCAUCGUCCACGUCAUCGAGCCCACAACAGGAGAAGUGCUACGCACUGAUAGGUUUGACACAUACCGGAGUAAGGACGAAAGCAGGCGCCUGGCCCAGUAUGUAGAGACAGUGGAGGAUGGUCAGAUCCUGGCCAUGAUGGUGAACGAUGAGGGCUCGAACAACCUUGAGGACUCAGCUAGGAAAACUCUGGCCAAGCUGGGCAGCCGUCAUUUUCAUCGGCUUGGCUUCAGGCACCCGUGGAGUUUUAUUACAGUGAAAGGGGAUACGUCGUCAGUGGUGGAGGAUCACGCCAUUUAUCAAGGAACCAAAGCAUCAUCAGAGGCUAGGAGCUCUCGUUCUUUCCACUCGGGUUAUGGUGAACACUUCGUCGUCACCACUGUCAGUCAGUGGGUGCAGGAGGCUGAGUGGACGGAGUGGUUUGAUCGUGAUGAUGAGAGAGGCUCAGGAGAUUGGGAGAAGCUUUCCGACCUUCAUAAGGCUUUCCCAGAACGUCUGUGCAGCAACCCCCUGGAUAUUGAGGCUGAAACUGUCGAUGGUGUCCCUGCAAACAUGACUGGUGACGUGUUCUCCAAAUUUGACAAGAACUAUGGCCUUGUGUGUCUCAAUAAAGACCAGCAGGGAGGGAUCUGCCGCAACUACCGCAUCCGCUUCCUCUGCGGAAAACUCGUGCGUCCACAGGCCUCCAUCUCCAUAGACACCCUCUCGAACUGCAGUGUGCUGUUCCUGGCGGACGCAGCGCUCGGAUGGCAGCCUGGGGAUCGUUUAGUGGUGUCCAGCACGGAUUAUUCCAUGUACCAGGCUGAAGAGUUUAGCGUCCUGCCCUGUGCCACCUGUACUGCACACCAGGUCAAAGUAGAAGGUAAGCCUGUGUUCCUGCACAUGGGCGAGAUGGUGGAUGGGGUGGACAUGCGGGCAGAGGUGGGUCUCCUGAGCCGCAACAUCCUUAUCCGUGGGGAAAUGGAGGCUUCCUGCUAUGGCUCUGAGCUGUGCAAGUUCUUCAGCUUCGACACUUUCGGCGGUCACCUCAAGGUGGAGCAUGGUUUUAAAGCAGUGCACAUCCAAGGGGUGGAGUUCAUGCACAUGGGACAGCAGUCUAUGGGUCACUACCCUGUGCACUUCCACAUGAACGGAGAUGUGGAUGAGAGAGGAGGAUACGACCCACCCACCUAUGUGAAGGACCUGUCUAUCCAUCACAGUUUCUCCCGCUGCGUCACCAUACAUGGGUCCAAUGGUCUGCUGGUAAAGGAUGUGGUGGGCUAUGACGCGCUGGGUCACUGUUUCUUUACCGAGGAUGGCCCAGAGGAGAGGAAUACGUUUGAGCACUGUCUCGGCCUGUUGAUCAAGGCCAGCACUCUACUUCCCUCUGACAGAGACAGCAGGAUGUGUCGAGACAUCACAGACGGAGCAUACCCAGGCUACAUAGCCAAACCACGGCAGGACUGCAGUGCCACCUCCACAUUUUGGAUUGCUAACCCCAAUAACAACCUGAUCGACUGUGCAGCUGCAGGUUCUGAGGAGACAGGCUUCUGGUUUAUUUUCCACCACGUCCCCACCGGUCCAUCAGAGGGCAUGUAUUCACCAGGCAAAACAGAACACACUCCACUGGGACAAUUCAUCAACAACCGAGCCCACUCUAACUAUAGGGCAGGGAUGAUCCUUGACAAUGGUGUAAAAACCACUGAAGCUAAUGCCAAGGACAAGAGACCCUACCUGUCACUCAUAGGGGCCAGGUAUAGCCCUCAUCAGGAUGCCGACCCCUUUAAACCCAGAGUGCCUGCUCUCAUCCACCACUUCGUGGCUUAUAAGAACCAGGACCAUGGGGCGUGGCUCAGGGGAGGAGACAUCUGGCUCGAUAACUGCCAGUUUGCCGAUAAUGGGAUCGGCCUCACUCUAGCCAGUGGAGGUACCUUCCCAGAUGAUGACGGCUCCAGGCAAGAGGUGAAGAACUCGCUGUUUGUGGGAGAGAGCGAGAACCGAGGCAUGCCUGUCCCCGAUGGCCGCAUCUGGGGACCGAGUGGUUUGGACCACAGUGGCAGGACUCUCCCGAGAGGAGUGGAUUUCCCCAUUCGUGGCAUGCAGAUCUACGAUGGCCCCAUCAACGUCCAGAACUGCACCUUCCGGAAAUACGUCGCUCUAGAUGGACGGCAUACGAGCGCUUUCGGCUUUCGCCUCAACAAUUCAUGGCAGAGCUGUCCCAACAACAACGUCUCCGAGAUCACAUUUGAUGACGUUCCGAUCACAUCUCGAGUGUUCUUCGGAGAACCGGGUCCCUGGUUCAAUGAGAUGAACAUGGAUGGGGAUAAGACCACCAUUUUCCAUGAUGUGGAUGGCUCGGUAAGCGAGUACCCUGGUGCCUUCUUGGUCAAAGAGGACAACUGGCUCCUGCGCCACCCUGAUUGCAUCGACGUGCCGGACUGGAGGGCCGCCAUCUGCAGUGGACGCUAUGCUCAGAUUUAUAUCCAGGCCCGGAACCCAGCCAAUCUAAAUCUGAAGAUGGUGAAGGAUGAGUAUCCGGACAAGCCACUGGAGCUGGUAGGAGCUCUGGGGAAGAAGCAUCACUACCAGCAGUUCCAGCCUGUGGUCAUGCUGGCUAAGAGCUACACAGUGCAUUGGGAUGCUGCCGCACCGGCUGAAGUCACUGUAUGGAUCAUCAACUUCAACAGGAACGACUGGAUAAACAUUGGCUUCUGUUACCCGAAAGGCACAACGUUCAGCAUCAUCUCUGACCUUCACAACCGGCUCACCAAGGAGACGAGGAAGACGGGGACGUUUGUGAAAACAGCUCAGAGGGAGAAGAUCAGCCACACACACCAGGCAAGGGGUUAUUACUACUGGGAGGAGGAUACUGGGUUGCUCUUCCUCAAGGUCCAGGCUCACAAUAACAGAGAUGCCUUUGCAUUCUGCUCACUGAAGGGCUGUGAGAGAGUGAAGAUCAAGGCCAACAUCCCGAAAGGCAGUGGUCCUAGUGACUGCAUGGCACAGGCCUACCCCAGAUAUGCCGAGAUGCCCGUAGUGGAUGUACCCAUGCCCAAGAAACUGCCCCGCUCCAGCCUACCUCAAACAUCUGAGCACUUUAUGGAAGUCAAGGUGGAGUCUUACACCACUCGUUUCUUCCACAUCAAAGAGGACUUUGCCUAUGCUGAGGCCAAUGGUAAGAAGAUCUACCAGUCAGAGGAUGGAAUCCAUCUGACGGUGCUGGAUGGCCACAACGGCAAAGUGAUGGAGACGAAAGGCUUCAGGAACGCUGUGCUGAUGGGCAUCCCAGCUCAGAUCGAGAACUACAUCAACAGCCUGAGUGACGACUCUGUAGUGAUGAUUACCUCCAAGGGCAAGCUGGUCACAAGGGGACCUUGGACCAAGAUACUUGAAAAGCUGGGUGCUGACCCGAAUGUGAAAUUGAAAGAUAAACUGGCGUUCGUGGGCUUUAAAGGCAGCUUCAGGCCUGACUGGGUGAGACUGGAGGUGGAUAAAGAGCAUGCCAAGCUUCACCAGGUGCUACCAAUGCCCAUUGUACGGGUGAUGAAGCUCUGAGAUCCUCCAGCGCUGCCCCUGAUCACUCAUGCACAGCCAGAACUACUGAACUCCGCCGGCCAAUCUAAAGCAAGCAUGCGUUCGCGUCACUCUUCUCAUCCGGAUCAGUGUGUGAUGUCGAUGUACGUGAUAAUGUGGACAUUAUGUGAAUCUUUCAGAUUGUGUUGUCAGUGUAAAUAUAAUUUCUGCCACAUGAGAGAGAAAAAUGUGAGAAAGAUGCACCACAUUCCUUGUUUUUUUUUUUCUGCCCUCUCUCUGUGGUGAUUGUCAUUCCAAAAAAAAAUCAUGUUUUUCUAUCCUGUAAAAAAAAAAAAAAAAAAAAAAGUUUUCAGAUUGUCAACGUUGUGAGGUCUGAGGUUUUUGCCAUUUCAUUAUAGCAUACCGGAUUUUGUGGUCAGUUUGUUGUAGCAUACGAGAGAACCAGAAGGAAAAGAGCAUGCAGUCAGACUUAAUGAAUAGCUGCAGAGGGGAAAAAAAAGCACAGCUACGUAUAUGCGUUUGGGUUUAAACCUGUGAAAAGAUUUGACAACGUGUAUUCCAUCAGGCAGGGAAAUAGCCGAAAUAGCUGGUCUUUUUUCGGAGGUCUUGAUUUGUUAGUGAUUUGUAUGUUUUAUGUGUUUCUAAAAUCCUUCAGAUUGAUAACAGAGAUAUAUUUUCUACUUAUUUAUUGUACAGGCACUAUUGAGCAAAUUCAAAAUGGACAUCUCUUUUAAGUUGUAAUGUAAUUCUGUCCAAUCUGUAAAAAAAAAAUUGCAUCUGAACAAUAUUCCACUUUCUUGUAUUAUUGGAAAUUUGCAUACAUUAACCUUGAGUUGUAUAUUGAUGUGCUGUAAAUGUGACUGAUUUUAAAGUAAUGUAUCACUUUGAAUCAAAACUUUUGUACAGAAAUAAAUGAUAAAGAUAUGA